GAUCUGUUCGCCGUCGACUUCCGUCUGUGGUCUAGAGCAGCGUCGAGACUAACUGGCAAGAUUCAACACCACCACCUCCAACAACUAAACUAUACAAUGAACCUGCCAGCAUUAUCUCCCUCUCUCGACAUCCGCUUCUUCGCGGUCGCACUACUGGUGAUGGGCCUUUCUACUCCUGCACCAGCAGAAAUCACCAGUCUGGACUCGGGCAACAUUGAUGACAUCCUAAACAAUGCUGGGGUGGCGUUAGUCAAUUUCUAUGCAGACUGGUGCAGGUUCAGUCAGAUGCUCCAUCCAAUCUUUGAGGAGUCAUCUAACAUAGUGAGGGAGGAGUUCCCUGAAACCAAGCAGGUGGUGUUUGCCCGUGUCGACUGUGACCAACAUUCGGACAUAGCCCAGCGCUACCGCAUCACCAAGUACCCAACGCUGAAGUUGUUUCGCAAUGGGAUGAUGAUGAAGAGGGAGUACAGGGGUCAGAGGUCGGUGGCGGCCAUCGCUGACUUCAUCCGCCAGCAGCAGGUCGACCCAGUGAAAGAGAUUAACUCGAUGGAGGAGGUUAAAACUCUUGAUAGGAGCAAGAGAAAUGUCAUCGCUUUCUUCGAAAAAAGGGACUCUGAUAACUACCACGCUUUUGAAAAAGUCGCCAACAUACUUCGUGAUGACUGCACGUUCUUGGCUGCCUUUGGAGCCGUAUCUGAGGCUGAACGCUUCAGUGGAGACAAUGUCAUCUACAAGCCUGUGGGGGAGAGCGUCCCUGACAUGGUCUACCUUGGCUCCCUUAGCAAUUUUGAUCUGACCUAUGCCUGGACCCAGGACAAGUGUGUCCCUCUGGUCAGGGAGAUCACCUUUGAAAAUGGAGAGGAGCUGACGGAAGAAGGAAUCCCUUUCCUCAUUUUAUUCCAUGUUAAAGAAGACACCGAGAGUUUGGAGAAGUUCCAGCAUGAAGUAGCUCGCCAGCUCAUCAGCGAGAAAGGGUCUAUAAACUUCCUGCACGCAGACUGUGAGAAGUUCCGUCAUCCUCUGCUCCAUAUCCAGAAAACUCCUGCCGAUUGUCCCGUCAUUGCUAUCGACUCAUUCAGACACAUGUAUGUCUAUCCCGACUUUAAAGACCUCAAUAUCCCCGGCAAGCUGAGACAGUUUGUUCUGGACCUCCACUCUGGAAAGCUUCACCGAGAGUUUCACCACGGCCCCGACCCCACGGACAGCACGCCGGGACAGGAGGAGACGGGAGGGGAAUUGGCCAGCAGCCCUCCAGACAGCUCGUUCCAGAAGCUGGCGCCCAGUGAGACUCGCUACACCAUCCUCAGUCGGGACCGUGACGAGCUGUGACCUCAGCAGCCUUCCAGUGAUCCUGUGACUCAAUGCCGUGCCCCAGGGUCAGGGAGGGAGGGAGGGAGGGGGGAAGGGGGGUAGGGUUGGGACAGGCAGCGGGACAGAACAGCAACACCCAACACCCUUACUGAGGGGAUAGAUCUAUGGAAGAGGAGGAGAAUGAAGGGGAAGGAGAAGAAGAAGGAGAAGAACGGGAGUUCAGUCCACGACACGACCAUGUUGGAAUAACCUAUAUUUUCAUAACUCUUUCACGUACAGUUUUUAUUUUGGAUCAAACGGAGGGGGGUAAAGAAGGAAUCGUGUGUGUGUGGGUUAGGGGCAUUAGGACAUCAAAAGAAGUGUUUUUACUUUUUUUUUUUUUUUUUUUGGAGCUUGUAAAUAUGUUUAUGCUACAUGGGAGUCUCAUUGUUGGUCUAAAUUAAAUGCAGAGUUUUCUUUAUUUUAUUCCUUUCUUUUACAUCACCUGGUUUUGUGUAAAGACAAAUUACAGGGCUGUUCCCUCACUCCAGUUGUACGGUUCUUAUCUGUGGCUAGUCGAGUUCAGCUUGUCCACUGGGAGACGCUUGUUUUGUCUCCCUGACUGCAUGGCCGCAUCUCAACAUGACCAACUCUAGUUUAAUUCAUUUGUAAAUGUGUAACUUAUAACAGUUUGAAGGAGCUUUAUCUCCACAUCUUUUGCACACACACAUUCUGAAAGAAGAGAAAACAACACAAUUUGAAAUACUUUGUAGCAGACAUCAUUUUAAAACAUGACUUGACACAGAAGAUUAAGAGUCUGAGCUACUCCACCCUGUUGAGAUGCACCCCUUCUCUCCCUGGUACUAGAUGGUUCUUGGUUAUAGUGCUUAUAAAAAGUAUUGCCCCCUGCAACCUUUUUAUUCCUAACGGUUUAAGAACAGUUUAUGUAAUUAGGAUUUUAUUUUUCACCCGGAUCAAGAGAAAACACUGUAAUGUCAAAGCGAAUGAGCCGUAUGACCACGAUACUAAAUUGUGUUUAGUAAAGCAAAACAAAAAAAAGAACAUGAUCCAAACAGGAAGCCCGGUGGAGCGAGCGGCGAGCAACGUCAAGCUGCCGCCAUCGUGUGUGGAGGCUCCUUGGCGGCUUCCUGGUGCAAACGUACAGCUGUAUAGAAACGUCUACCAUCCUUAACAUUAAACUAAAACUACACCGGAUUUCAAAGAAGAAUGUGGAAUAAUUCAUGUCCAGAUGUGUAGACCUGUUACAGGCCUAUUGAUGUAGACCCACGGCUGUAACUGUUGCCAAAGGUGCCUCUUUUAAUUAUUGUCUUGAAGGACAUGAAAAGUUGUGCAAUUGGGAAUUUAUUUGAAAUUGUGUAACGAUGUGUAACCCAAGAAUCUGAAUCUUAUUUUGAUGUUAGUUACUUAAAGCUGAUUAUCUCCACCACCACUGUAAAAUCUCAAAAGGCAAAGGGGGCUGGAUACAUUUUUAAACGUUGUGCUCCCAGGAAUCAAAUGGGGAAAGAAAUUUGUUUUGCAAUAAUGUACUUUCAAAUAUUCCCUAAUUCAUGACAUGUGUUGUUUUUCCUGUUUCCUGUUGUCAAAUGUGUCAUCAUGCUGGGGGAGAAAAGACUUUAUCCUUCCGAGCCGGGAGGGGAGGUGGGAGGUAUGUGUGAUGUAUGGUGGAAAUUUACAGUCGGCCACUUUAUACAACUUCUCUCAAAACUGGUUUUGUCUCUUUAUAUGUGUUUGAGGUUUUGGUACAAGUCCUGUUCUCUGAGAUCCUCCGAGUGUGAAUGAAUCCAGAAGCAGAAGCCCGAUUAUUAAGAGUUUGGGGAACCAUUGCUAAGUUUGUACUGUGCAUCCCUGCCCCUCCGUAGAGGCCGACCGAUGCCUGCAUAGUGACAUAUCAGCCCACAUACAGGAGAGCAACAGGGGGCGUGAAGAAGAGUUAAAAAAUAAAUAAAUGAAAGGGUAAAUUAAAAAAACAUUUUACAGAA
Molecule: messenger RNA, 3290 nt
Organism: Gasterosteus aculeatus aculeatus (three-spined stickleback)
Lineage: Eukaryota; Metazoa; Chordata; Actinopteri; Perciformes; Gasterosteidae
Gene: erp44
Product: endoplasmic reticulum protein 44
Biological process (GO): protein folding
Cellular component (GO): endoplasmic reticulum-Golgi intermediate compartment; endoplasmic reticulum membrane
Molecular function (GO): protein disulfide isomerase activity
Source: RefSeq, a predicted model, not a curated record